Messenger RNA from Scomber japonicus (chub mackerel), 1812 nucleotides. RefSeq names its product death-associated protein (gene dap). NCBI's taxonomy places the organism in Eukaryota, Metazoa, Chordata, Actinopteri, Scombriformes, Scombridae. Bases 146 to 469 code for a protein of 107 amino acids. Gene Ontology annotation, molecular function: death domain binding. The transcript has 4 exons. Gene Ontology annotation, biological process: apoptotic signaling pathway; cellular response to amino acid starvation; negative regulation of autophagy. The record is from RefSeq and is a predicted model, not a curated record.
CGUACCGUUCCCAAACAAUGCUCAGGAAAAGCCACGUUGACGAUCUAGACUGAAGUGUAGUCCACAUUUUGAGGCAGAAUAAAGCAGCAUUUAGUCUGUGGAAGCUCUGAUUCCUUCUCGCUGCAGACUCCAGGUCAGAGAGGACAUGUCGUCGCCGCCGAAGGAGAAAGUGGAAACCAAAGGAGGACAUCUCCCUGCAGUAAAGGCUGGAGGUAUGAGGAUAGUGCAAAAGCACCAGGUGGCUGCUGCUGCUGCUGUCCCGGAACAGCCGCAGAAAGAUGAUGAAGAGGAGUACAUCAGCAGCAGUCCACCAAAGGUCCCCGUGAUUGUGUCUGGAGUGGUUACAAAGGGUGAUAAGGACUUCACCCCUGCAGCUGCCCAGGUGGCCCACCAGAAGCCCCAACCUGGUAUCCCAAAGCUGCCCACCAACCAGCACAUCAACCAGCACAUUCAUCAGCCUCGCAAGUGAGCCAGGCAGCCGUCAACUCCCUCCACCAGCCGGCCUUCCCAAUGGAACACAUAAGUUGAAGAUGUUUCCCCACCAGGCGCAGAUCUCCUCAAAAUAAUCACAUUUAAAUUUUGCUAGCCUGUUGCAUUAAUGUAAAGCAGCUUAAUGCCAGUAUGGCCAUUGUAGAAGACCCAGUCUGUACACUCUUGCUGCAUCGGUGCACUUUUGGGUCCUCUCCUUAAGGUGGUAUAGAUGGUGUAGGGUCCUCUAAAAUGACUAUUAUUCUAAGUUUAAACAUUAGUGGAUAAACUGAUCUGAGAUCUGAGUCUGUUGGGGGAACUCACACCCCGGUGAUGUGCUGACCAGAACCACAUCACCACAACCAGCCAAUCACAGAAACCUAUCAGUCAGGCUACUUAACCAACCGAAUCACCUCAUAGUGAGGAGCCUGAACUCCAGCCUUCUACCUAUGACCUUCACAGACAAAAAAGAACCAAUCAACAAAUCAGGAGGAGGACACCAGUUUUAUAUCAUCAACAGGAACCAAAAAAAAAGAACACACAGUGAGCAGCUUCUAAAUUGCAGAAAUCAGUUCGAUGUGAGAGAGACUUUUGCCAAAUUGCACAGUUACAGCAUGGGUAAGAGAAAGUAAAACUAGCCAAUUAUAUGACAGCAUUAACCAAUAAGUAACCAAAAUGCUGAAGUUCCUCUGAAUAUUGAUAAGCAUUCCAUUUGUGAGAUUUAGAAAUGUAGUUAUUGAUCAACUCUUAAUUGAAAUUGGUCUGUAUGUUCAACCAGGGCAAGAAAUUGUACAUUUUCAAUAUAUUUUUUAAAAGGCCAAUACAGGGAGAUGAAAAACAUGACCCAUCUUACUGUACUGACUCAUUCAGCUACUUGAUGCAUGUUGUUAGUGUCAUGUCUCAAAACAACCAGAUGCUAAAGGAAAAGCUAAUAUAACUUGAAAAAUGUAUGUAGAUUUUUGCUACAGCCUCCUCCGAUGUCAGAGCUUUUACCUUCAUUUAACAGAGGGGCCACAUUUUUUCCUGCCUCGUUUGAGCUGCAAUGAAGUCUAUCGUACUCUGGCAAUGUUAACUAAUUUUUAUGCAAACUCAACCUGCUUCAUAGUAAAAAUCUUCCAGCUGUGCCUCUUUGCUUGACAUCUUCUGUUAGCUUUGAGUAGGGUUUUUUUUUUGUCUAUUUUAUCUGCUACACAUUAAAAUCAACUGCAGUGAAAACAUGUAUCCAGAGCCAUUUACUGUGAAGCAGCUGCAGGGUUCUUUGUGUUUGCAUUAAAAUUAGUGUUAACAUCACAGGGGAGUAAUGUACUUUAUCAGGAGAGGAACAAAGCCUGACUGGGAUGAGCC